UCACAUCUGGGAGGUCUUUUAGACACAGUAUCAUGCUUCCUAUAUCAAAAAUGUGUGAAAACCAGCCUCAGGCAGGCUUUCAUAACAAAUACAAGUGAUGCUGUGAAAAACUUAAAAGCAGAACUGUGAGUUUCAGAGAAGUUAAUCAUCGGGAAGAUUAGGGGGAAGACCAGGUCAGUGGUUUCCUAAGUCAUCCCAUGAAGACAGAAGUCAUACUAAAAACUGGAAGUCGUUUUCACACGCACAGACCAAGAUCAGACGUCCUCCGUGGCUGGGCUUGCUGGACUCUGAAAGAUGAGAAACAGAUUUCUAAGGUUGCUGCCAGGACUCUCACUGCUGCUGCUGUCGUCAUUGGGACCUGCAGCCCGGAACCCUGGAGCCUCUGCCCCCACAGCCUGUGCUCGCUGGUGCCCUCGGAACUCCACAUGUGUCAGUGCCACCGCCUGUCGCUGUGAUCCAGGAUUCAGCUCUUUGUCUGGGGAGAUCAUCACCAGCCCCGCGGAGAGCUGCGAUGACAUCAACGAGUGUGGACCACCCUCGGCAGUGUCCUGUGGGAAAUUCGCAGACUGCCAGAACACGGAAGGGAGCUACUACUGCACAUGCAGCCCAGGAUAUGAGCUUGUUUCUGGAGGAAGAAUGUUCAGGAACGAGAGUGAGAACAUGUGUCAAGACGUGGACGAAUGUCAGCAGAAACCCAGAAUCUGUAAAGGCCGCAGCGUCUGCAUCAACACCCAGGGCAGCUACACCUGCAGGUGCCCGCCUGGCUUGGAGCUCAACCUGACGGACCCGAAGCUGUGCACAGACGUGAAUGAAUGCACCUCGGGGCACAGUCCGUGUCACAAUUCCACCCACUGCCUCAACGUCGUGGGCGGCUACAAGUGCCGCUGCCGCCCUGGCUGGAAGCCGGUUCCUGAGUCCCCCGAUGGCCCCAACAACACCGUCUGUGAAGAUGAGGACGAGUGCAGCUCCGGGCGGCAUCAGUGUCACAGCUCCACUGUCUGCAUCAACACCGUGGGCUCCUACAGGUGCCACUGCCGCCCAGGCUGGACGCUGGUUCCUGGGUCCCCCAAUGGCCCCAACAACACCGUCUGCGAAGUGAUCCUCCCCCCCUGGACUCCACCUCUUGGAAUCAAGAGCCAGCAUCUCUCCCGCUUCUUUGAAAGAGUCCAGAGUCUGAGAAGAGACUUCACGUCUCUUCAAGCCUCAGCCCAGGACACCAUCCAGAACCUUGUGCAGGAGGUGGAUGAUCUGUUGGAGACCCCAGAGGAACUGGAGACCCUGCCCCGCUCAGAGCAGCACUGUGUGGCCUCUAACCUGCUCUUUGGCCUGGAGGAUGUCCUGAGAGGGCUGAGCAAGGCUCUGCCCAGUGGGUCAUUUACCUUCUAUUCAUCUGCAGGCACAGAACUGUCCAUGGAGGUGCUGGAGCAAGGAGACAAGAAUGUCAUCUUGAGUCAGAAUCAGGCAAAGAUGCUGCUGAACUGGGAUGUGGUGCAGAAAUCUGGUGACGCAGGCCCUUCUGUGGUGGGCCUUGUCUCCACUCCAGGGAUGGGUAAGUUGCUGGCUGAGGCCCCCGUGGUCCUGGAGCCUGAGAAGAGGGCAGUUGUACAUGAGACACACAAACAAUUGCUGCAGGUAGUCUCCCCUGUCCUGUUCUCUGAUGUCCUCACCGCCUUUAUGAGCAACAAGGACACCCAGAACCUUAGCUCCCCAGUCACCUUCGUCUUUAACCAUGUGAGUCCAGUGAACAUUGGACAAAGGCAGAGGGAGUUCUGUGUCUUCUGGGAGCAAAGCCCAGAUGGAUGUGGUCAUUGGGCCACCACAGGCUGCAGGGUGGUGAGCACCAGAGAUGCCAGCACCACCUGCCAGUGCACCCACCUCAGCAGUUUUGCUGUCCUCAUGGCCCACUAUGACAUGCAGGAGGAGGACCCCGUACUGGCUGUGAUCACCUAUGUGGGGCUGAGCCUCUCUCUGCUGUGCCUCCUCCUGGCGGCCCUCACCUUCCUGCUGUGCAGAGCCAUCCAGAACACCAGCACCUCGCUCCACCUGCACCUCUCCCUCUGCCUCCUCCUGGCCCACCUCCUCUUCCUCACGGCCAUCGACCGAACCGAGAUCAAGGUGCUGUGCGCCCUCAUCGCGGGUGCCUUACACUAUCUCUACCUGACCUCCUUCACCUGGAUGCUGCUGGAGGGCCUGCACCUCUUCCUCACUGCUCGCAACCUGACGGUGGUCAACUACUCCAGCACAAGCAGGUUCAUGAGGAAGCUCAUGUUCCCUGUGGGCUACGGGGUCCCGGCUGUGAUUGUGGCCAUUUCUGCAGCAUCCAGGCCUCACCUUUACGGAACACCCAGCCGCUGCUGGCUCCACUCAGAAAAGGGAUUCAUAUGGAACUUCCUUGGACCAGUCUGUGCCGUCUUCUCUGUCAAUGUAACUUUCUUUCUGGUGACCCUCUGGAUUUUGAAAAGCAAACUCUCUUCCCUCAACAGUGAUGUGUCCACCCUCGAGAACACAAGGAUGCUGACAUUUAAAGCAACAGCCCAGCUCUUCAUCUUGGGCUGCACGUGGUGUCUGGGAAUUCUGCAGGUGGGUCCAGCUGCCCACGUCAUGGCCUACCUCUUCACCAUCAUCAACAGCUUGCAGGGCGUCUUCAUCUUCCUGGUGUACUGCCUCCUCAGCCAGCAGGUCCGGAAGCAAUAUGGGAAAUGGUUUAAAAGGGUCAGAAAAAUCAAAGGCGAGUCUGAGAUGUACACGCUCUCCAGCAGGGCCAUGUCUGAUGCCUCCAAACUCAACAUGGUUGUUCUGAAGCCAAAGAUCAUAGCUUGGAGCUGGUCCAGGAGGCUUCCACUGAUGUCAAUCACCACUCACCGAGAAGUGACCCCUGGGGUGUGAAGCCCUUUGGAUUAAGUCAACGUUCUCCAACUUCAGGCACUCCUCUGACUGAAUCGUGGUUUUCUAUACAUGAUGUCCUCUGUCACCUGCCUU
Messenger RNA from Diceros bicornis minor, 2979 nucleotides. RefSeq names its product adhesion G protein-coupled receptor E2-like. The record is from RefSeq and is a predicted model, not a curated record. Gene Ontology annotation, cellular component: membrane. The coding region runs from base 295 to 2886 and encodes 863 amino acids. The transcript has 20 exons. Lineage: Eukaryota; Metazoa; Chordata; Mammalia; Perissodactyla; Rhinocerotidae. Gene Ontology annotation, molecular function: calcium ion binding; G protein-coupled receptor activity. Gene Ontology annotation, biological process: cell surface receptor signaling pathway; adenylate cyclase-activating G protein-coupled receptor signaling pathway.